AAAAUUUGAAAAAAGUAAUUAUAGAUCAAGAAAUUGAUUUUCGUCGCUUACAGAAUAAUCUUCAGGCACGUAGACCUCAAACUCGAGCCAAUAAAAAAAAAAAAAUAUAAUACUACAGAAACAAAAAGAUCUUAUGGAACAUAGAUUAUCACUUCAUGAAUUUUUAGACUCAUUUAGUCGCUUCUAUGAAGACUAUUUAUACAAUAUGGACAUGAUUGACGAAGAGAUAACUCAUGAGAACAAUCAUGAAGUUUGUACCGAUUUUCUAUCAGAAAGUUUUAAUUCUACGUCGGAGGAAACUCUGAGAACUGCUAAUAGUAACAUAAAUACAAAUACAAUAAGAAAUCCACUUACAUUAACGCAGAGACAAGAUUCUGUGCAAGAAGAACUCUCUAUUUCUGAAAAUGCAAUUGGUACAGAUACUCUAAUCGACGUCAACACUGUAGAAUUCACAAUUGAUGUCGACACUGAACUUACUACAAAUAGUCCGGUAACAAGUGACACGCACAAUCAAAAUACAAACAACAUUCCCAAUUUAUCACGAUUUGAUAAUGAUGAAUUUGAUGACGAAUCCAUUUAUAACAUCCCAGAUGACGACUAUGGAUAUUGGUACGAAGGUCAGGAAACUAUUGCAGAAAGUGACGUCCCGUAUCAUAAAGUUGAUAGACUUUCUCUGGAAAGGGGCAAAGAAAAUGAAGGAGUAAGGUCUGAUCAUAGAUGCACUAUUUGCCUUGAUGCUGUAUCGAAUCAAGUUUUUAUACCGUGCGGUCACAUUUGUUGUUGUGAAGAUUGUGCUAAUUAUAUUAUGGGAGAGAGCAAUAAUGUUAAGAAAUGUCCAAUCUGCAAAGCAGAAAUUUCAUCUAUCUACAAAGUAUAUACAGCAUAAAUGAGUUUGUAUUUUCUUCUAAAUAUAAGAACAUCUAAGAAUGUUUGCAACUUUCUUAAUACGCGUAAUCUGAGAUACUUGUCAAUUAUACGCUUUGAAAUAUAUAUGGCUAGACUACCUUGCAUAUUUUAAUCUUUACGCAUAUAGUGCGCAAUACUUAAGAUACAUAAAACAUUAUU
Molecule: messenger RNA, 1065 nt
Organism: Solenopsis invicta (red fire ant)
Lineage: Eukaryota; Metazoa; Arthropoda; Insecta; Hymenoptera; Formicidae
Product: E3 ubiquitin-protein ligase cblA-like
Exons: 5
Coding region: 134-886 (250 amino acids)
Source: RefSeq, a predicted model, not a curated record